Messenger RNA from Striga hermonthica, 3311 nucleotides. Lineage: Eukaryota; Viridiplantae; Streptophyta; Magnoliopsida; Lamiales; Orobanchaceae. The record is from the annotation of a GenBank genome assembly.
AUCUGGCAGAGGUGGUCCCUUUAGAGGAAGAGGGGGCAAAAACAAUGGCAAACCAAGGUGUCAAAUCUGUCAUUACAACAACCACACUGCAGAUAAGUGUUACUAUAGAUGUGAUCUGAACUUUGUGCCAAGACAAGGCCCCAACUCAAACUUCCAAGGACAGUCUAGUGGAAAUCAGUAUUCAGGAGGAACCUCAGUCAACCUUACAGACAUGAACGGAUCUUUUGGAGCUCAAUCUGAAGUGUGGUAUCCUGAUUCAGGUGCCACAAAUCAUGUGACACAUGAUCUGGCCAAUCUCAAUCUUGCAUCAGAGUAUAAUGGAGAAGAAAGGGUUCAUCUUGGAAAUGGAUCAGGUAUGAACAUCUCUCAUUUUGGUGAAUCCAUAGUUAUGUCCAAUAAAAAUCAAAAAUUCCUUCUAAAAAACCUCUUACAUGUGCCAAAUAUCACAAAAAACUUGGUCAGUGUAUCCCAGUUUGCUAAAGACAAUUGUGUGUUUUUUGAGUUCCAUCCUUCAUUCUGUCUUGUUAAGGAUCAGGAUACAAAGGAAGUGCUUCUCAAGAGGGCAGCUAAAGAUGGUCUCUACAGUUUUUACCUACAAACCAAGAUCACUGAACCUAAGAAACAAGCUUCUCAGCCAGUAAACAAGAACCCUAUCCUCCUUUCAGCUGAAUUGGAAAAUAAAGUUAGUCUAGAUGUUUGGCACACUAGAUUUGGUCAUGAAAGUUUAGAUAUUGUAAGGAGAGCAUUGAGUGACUGUAAUAUCUUUUUUAUUGAUAAUGAGAAUCAAGGUUUAUGUUCAGCUUGCAUGCAAGCCAAAAUGCACAAGUUACCAUUCUAUCCUUCUGAAAAUAAAAGCUUUUCUCCUAUUGAGUUUAUCCAUUCUGAUCUUUGGGGGCCAGCCCCUAUAAGAUCCUUUCAAGGCUAUAAUUACUAUGUUUCCUUCAUUGAUUAUGCAUCAAGAAACACCUGGGUUUAUCUGCUUAAACAGAAAUCUGAAACCUUACAAGCAUUCAUUCACUUUAAAAACUUUAUUGAGAACCUUUACUCCAAAAGAAUAAAAAUAUUUCAGAGUGAUGGAGGUGGAGAAUUUGUGGGAAUGAGUAAGUUCUUGUCUGAAAAUGGGAUAAAGCACCAAAUCUCUUGUCCCUAUACCCCUGAGCAGAAUGGGCUAGCUGAAAGAAAACAUAGGCAUUUGAUUCAAGUUGCCUUAGCUCUUCUUGCUCAGUCCAACUUACCCUCUUGUCAUUGGGAUGAUGCAGUUUGCAGUGCUGCCUUUAUAGUUAACAGGACCCCCACAAAAAUCUUGGACUAUAAAACUCCUUUUGAAGUCUUAAAUCAAAAGAAGCCAGAUUAUUCUCAUCUGAAAUCCUUUGGUUGUUUGUGUUACCCUCUGAUGAAGCCUUACAAUCAACACAGACUGCAGUACAAAAGCCAACCUAGCAUAUUUAUGGGGUAUAGUAGUAAACAUAAGGGUUAUAGGGUGCUUCUUCAAGAUAAAAGAGUGAUCUUAACAAGACAUGUGAUGUUUGAUGAGUCUCAGUUUCCUUAUAUAAAGGACCAACAAAUACCUGAAAUGAAUAUCCCUCACACUGAUAAUGCUCCUCUCAAUGUUAUUGCUACUGAAAGCUUGCCUUCUACUCCAAUCCCAUCUUCUCCAACAUAUUCUCCCUUGUCAGCUCAAACAACUCCUCAGAACAGUCCAAGCCCAUCACCUCAAAACUCACCUAACCUUCAUGGACAUAUCUAUGUGAAUUUACCAAUAGAGAAUGUUGUGUUACCUGCUGAUGUUGUUACUACUUUUGUUGAGCCCUCUAACAGGAAUGCAGGUGGUCAUUCCAUGAUAACAAGAGCCAAAGUAGGAAUACACAAACCUAAGGUCUAUGCAACACUAUGUUCAGAAGACAAAGAGCCAAAGAAUGAUGAUGAGGCCUUAUCUGAUCCACAGUGGAGAUUGGCAAUGCAAAGGGAAUAUGAUGCUUUGGUAAGAAACAAGACCUGGACAUUGACUCAUCUACCAGCAGACAAGACUCUAAUUGGUAGCAAAUGGGUUUACAAAGUAAAGCACAAUGCUGAUGGAACUGUGGCAAGACACAAGGCUAGGCUAGUUGCAAAGGGAUACACUCAGUAUCCUGGUUUUGAUUAUGGUGAGACAUUCAGUCCUAUGGCUAAACUUGCAACAAUAAGAACUGUAUUGUCUAUUGCUCUAGCUUCAAACUGGGAUAUUAAGCAAAUUUACAUUGACAAUGCAUUUCUCCAUGGGAAUUUAGAUACUGAUUUGUACAUGGAGCAGCCAGUUGGUUUUGUCAUGCCUCAGAAGGAGCACUUGGUGUGUAGGCUGCACAAGUCCAUUUAUGGACUAAAGCAAGCAUCAAGGGCUUGGUUUGACAAGCUUGGGUCAUGCCUUCACUCACUGGGAUUUAAGAGAAGUCAAGCUGAUAACUCCCUUUAUUACAGGCAUUCAAAUGGUAACUGCACUCUUGUGUUAGUUUAUGUUGAUGAUAUGGUUAUAACAGGAAGUAACACUUCAGAAAUUACCAAGCUCAUUGAUCAACUUGGUAAGGAAUUCUCUCUGAAGGAUCUAGGAGGUUUGAAUUAUUUUCUGGGAAUAGAGAUUCUUAAAACCAGAUCAGGACUGUUUCUUAAUCAGAGAAAAUACAUUGUUGACUUAUUGAAGAGAACAGGAAUGAUAGAUUCAAAGGGGCUGCUAUCACCAAUGGUUGGCUCACCAUUACUCUCCAAAUUCAGUGGCCAACCCAUGGAAGAUCCUAAACUUUUUAGGUCAGUAGUUGGUGCACUUCAGUAUGCAACCAUCUCAAGACCAGAACUCUCUUACAGUGUUAACAAGGUUUCACAAUACAUGCAAACUCCCAUGAACACUCAUUGGAAGGCAGUUAAAAGAAUCCUGGGGUAUCUUGCUGGAACUCUUGACUAUGGAAUGCACUUUUACAUGUCAAAGAACUUGCAGAUUACAGCUUAUGCUGAUGCAGACUGGGGAUCUGAUAUAGAUGAUAGAAGGUCCACAAGUGGAUUUUGUAUUUUCUUGGGUCCAAAUUUAAUCUCUUGGAGCUCUAAGAAACAGCACAUUGUGUCAAGGUCAAGCACAGAAGCAGAGUACAGAUCAUUGGCUCAUGCAGCUUGUGAUGUGGUUUGGCUACAAUCUUUGCUCUCAGAACUCAAGGUUCAUACACCUCAACCAGCAACUAUUUGGAUGGACAAUCAAGGUGCAGUGAGCUUAGCUGGAAAUCCAGUUUAUCAUUCAAGAACUAAACACUUUGAAAUAGACCUUCAUUUUAUAAGAGAGAAGGUUGUCA